This is a messenger RNA of Rotaria socialis, 345 nucleotides long. NCBI's taxonomy places the organism in Eukaryota, Metazoa, Rotifera, Eurotatoria, Philodinida, Philodinidae. The record is from the annotation of a GenBank genome assembly.
AUGUGGUCAUCGUCGAUUGAUCAACCGAUGAAAUCUAAUCGAGUGAAUGAACUAUUAUUCAAUUUCACAUCACCAUGGUUUGGAUCUUAUUGUCAAUAUUCCUUCGAAAUAGACUCGAACUAUUCGGAAACAACGUUCAGUGUCCAACCGAAAGUUCAUAUAGUCGAUGCUAUUACUCAUUUCACAUGUUACGUUUUGAUAAAAUGUGAUCAUGGUGCUGAACCAAUGUGUCUCGAUUGGCGUGAAGUAUGUGAUGGUCGAAUCGAUUGUUUGAAUGAUGGUGUUGAUGAAAUUUUUUUGUGUGGUGACGGGGAGUGUGUAGAAGAUUUUGGUGAAUGUCAGAAU